Molecule: messenger RNA, 3589 nt
Organism: Gopherus evgoodei (Goodes thornscrub tortoise)
Lineage: Eukaryota; Metazoa; Chordata; Testudines; Testudinidae
Gene: CEP120
Product: centrosomal protein 120
Biological process (GO): interkinetic nuclear migration; centrosome cycle; positive regulation of centriole elongation
Cellular component (GO): centrosome; centriole
Source: RefSeq, a predicted model, not a curated record
AGGGUGCCCGCUGUGGCUUGGUUGCUAGGCGGAAGUAGAGUGGCGGAGGCAGCGGUUUGGUUUAAAGCGCGGCCGAGGCGGCAAAGGGCUGUGGGUGGCGGCACCGCGAGCGGAGCUGGGCGCGGCGGAUCUCGCUCUCCGGUGGCAGCAGCUUUGUGCUCUGUCCCCAUAGAGGUUGGAAACGCUGCAUGUGGGGACCCCCCGCCAGGGCCCGAGACUCCCUUCUCCGUAACCGGACUCAGCUCAGACCGGAACACCGCUCGCCCCGGCCUCAGAUCCCGACCCCCACUCACCCCGCAGGCUGCCAGCCUUAGCCCGGAUCCCCGAUUUCACAUACAGCCCCAAAACAGAAAUGGUCUCCAAAUCCGACCAACUGCUCAUCGUUGUCUCCAUCCUGGAAGGACGCCAUUUCCCCAGACGUGCAAAGCAUAUGCUUGUGGUAGAAGCGAAGUUUGAUGGUGAACAGCUAGCUACGGAUCCCGUGGAUCAUGCGGACCAGCCAGAGUUUGCCACUGAAUUGGCUUGGGAGCUUGAUAGGAAAGCACUUCACCAGCACAGGCUACAGCGUACGCCUAUCAAACUCCAGUGUUUUGCUUUGGAUCCUAGAUCUUCAACUAAGGAGAAUAUAGGCUAUAUUGUACUCGAUUUAAGAGCUGCUCAAGAAAAGAAACAAGCACCAAAAUGGUAUCCUUUGCUCAGCAACAAAUAUAUUAAAUUUAAAUCUGAGAUACAGAUAAGUAUAAUGCUGGAAACUGAUACAAAAACACCAGUGGAUGGCUUUAAAGCAAAAGAAGCACCUCCAAGAGAAGGGAAAGUGCCUGCUCUGCUUUCUGGGCUAGAUCCUAAAAACAUUGUAGCAGUCCUGAAUGAGGAAGAAGGCUAUCAUCAAAUUGGACCAGCAGAAUAUUGCAGAGAAUACUUUGUUUUGUCUGUGACUAUAGCAUUUGCCACACAAUUGGAACAGUUAAUUCCUAGUACAAUGAAACUUCCAGAACGACAGCCUGAGUUUUUCUUUUACUAUUCGUUACUCGGAAAUGAUGUAACAAAUGAACCCUUCACUGAUUUAAUCAAUCCAAACUUUGAACCAGAGAGAGCAUCAGUUCGAAUACGCAGUACUGUUGAAGUCCUUCAAGUUUAUUUUUCUGCACAGCCAAAAAUACAGAUCCAUCUUUGCUGUGGGGACCAGUCUCUUGGAAGCACUGAAAUACCACUAACUGGCUUGCUGAAGAAAGGAAAUGUAGAGAUUGAUCAGCAACCUGUGGCAGUUGAAGGGGCAUUCAACCUUGUUCCACCAAAUAGAGCCAAGCAAAAGUUGCCACCAUUGGCCUUAGAUAUGGCUCCUACUGUUGGGGUAUCAGUAACCCUACAAAAGGAAGGCAUAAAUACCCAGUCUUUGCUCCACUUAGACCUUCAAACUGAGCCAGAACACUCGCAGAAAAGAGUUUUGUCUGCCACACGGGAUAAAACAAAGAGCCCAGAGCAAAGAUCUCACAGUGCUCCUUCUGCCCCACUUCAGAAUGGCCAUUCUCCUCCCACAAAAGAUGAAGCAACAGAGAGUGAAGUAGAAAGUCUUCAAUAUGACAGGGGCACAAAACUAAACAAAAAAGGUAGCUUUGAAUGCUCUGGCACCUGUUCCCAGUCCACCCUGGAGCUGCCGUCCGUGUGCUGAGUUACUUCGGGGCAAAAAAUUGCAGUUCCCGCUGCAUCGCAUCAUUUUUGCUUUUUCAAUAGAUUACGGAGUAUUCACACUGAGGUUGGGUUUCCAGUCAAUUGCAUUUUAAGGUACUCAUAUCCAUUUUUUGGUAGUGCGGCACCUAUUAUGACAAACCCUCCUAUAGAAGUGAGAAAAAACAUGGAAGUUUUUCUACCUCAGUCCUAUUGUGCAUUUGAUUUUGCAACUAUGUCUCAUCAGCUACAAGACACCUUCUUCAGGUUACCACUGCUGGUUGUGUGGCACAAAGAUAAAAUGACUAAAGACAUACUUCUGGGAGUUGCCAGGCUGCAGCUUUCAAAAUGUUUUGCUUGGAAAAAAACCCGAUUCUUGGGUACUAAUGGUGAACAAUGUUGGCGUCAGACCUGUAGUGAAACAGUUGGUGUUAUGGCAGCACAAGGGGCAAACAAUAGGAUAGCAGAACUUUCUUACACUGUGACUCUGGAAGAUUAUGGGCUUGUGAAAAUGCAUGAAGUUCUGGUAUCAGAUUCUUCUCAGUGUUCAGGUGCUGGGCAGCAGCAGGUCCCUCCACCUCAGCCUCAUCAUGUCCCAGAAACUGAGCCAGAGCCACGAGAAACUCUUGAAUACAAAGCAGCUCUUGAGUUAGAAAUGUGGAAGGAAAUGCAAGAGGACAUCUUUGAGAACCAGCUAAAAAAGAAGGAGUUGGCUCACAUGCAGGCACUUGCAGAGGAGUGGAAAAAAAGGGAUAAAGAAAGAGAAGCAUUAGUAAAGAAAAAGGUAGCGGAAUAUACGAAUUUGGAAGAGCAACUUCAGAAAACCUUGACAGAUUUAGAGAAGCGUGAACGACAGCUUGUCAGUGCAGAAUCAGAGCUCCAAAGAGUAAAGAGAGAGUUACAAGCACAGCAUGAGCGGAACUUUCAAGAACUGCAGGAUUCUGUGCGGCGAGUCAAAGAAGAAUGUGCACAUCAAGUUGAACUGGAGAGGUCAAAGAUCAAACAGCUGGAAGAGGACAAGGUCCGCCUGCAACAGCAUUUUUAUGAAGCAGAAAACAAGUAUAAGAUUUUGGAAAAGGAGUUCCAGCAGUACAAGGAACAGCAAUGCAGCAAACCAGAAAUCCGGUUACAAUCAGAAAUUAAUCUUCUCACUUUAGAAAAGGUUGAACUUGAAAGAAAGUUGGAAUCAGCUACCAAAUCAAAGCUGCACUACAAGCAACAGUGGGCAAGGGCUCUGAAAGAACUUGCAAGACUAAAACAGCGUGAGCAAGAGAAUGCUAUGGCUCGCCUUAAAAAGCAGCAACAAGAGCUGGAACACAUGAGACUGCGCUAUUUGGCAGCAGAGGAGAAGGAAAUGGGGAAAACAGAGCGAAAAGAGCUGGAGGAUAUUAGAAAUGAACUGAACAGGCUAAAGCAACAAGAAGACAAAAAGCAAUCACAAGAUUCCAGAGAUAUUUCAGUUGAGCAAGUGGGUAGUCUUCAUACUAGACAAUUAAAUGAAAGCUUGGAUGAUUAUCUCACUCGCCUGAUAGAAGAGAGAGAUACGUUGUUGAGAACAGGUGUGUAUAACCAUGAAGACCAUAUAGUAAGUGAACUGGAUCGCCAAAUCAGAGAGGCUCUUGCAAAAAGAAGCAGCAGCAAAUAGUAUAUUUGGAAAAUAUUUUUGUAAGUUAAGUCAGAUACCUUAUGUUUUAGCAUACUAGGAUGAUUAAUUUUACAAACUAAGGCCCUGAUCCUGAAGAGGCUUAGGCACAUGAUAUAUUUUACGCACUUAGGAGACCUUUUGAAGUCCAAUGUAAGUGUUCACAGGAUGUGAAGUUCAGCAGAUGUGUAAGUUUAUGCAGGAUCAGAGCAUAAGGUGUUUUUUGUUUUUGUUUUUUUAACACAUUUUUAUGUUAAAAUAUAUUUAUAUGUAAAUAUACUU